Molecule: messenger RNA, 2283 nt
Organism: Aspergillus caelatus
Lineage: Eukaryota; Fungi; Ascomycota; Eurotiomycetes; Eurotiales; Aspergillaceae
Product: pre-rRNA-processing protein ESF1
Exons: 3
Coding region: 144-2192 (682 amino acids)
Biological process (GO): rRNA processing
Cellular component (GO): nucleus
Molecular function (GO): RNA binding
Source: RefSeq, a predicted model, not a curated record
CUUAUCACUUUUAUCAACCACAAAAAAAAGUCAAGGCUACAAUCAAACAGCCUUUGAUUGUGGUACAAUACAAUAAAUAAACGUCUUUAACUUCCUGAUAAUCAUUUCAUUUGUUUCCUUUUUCCUUAUAACAUACCAUCACAAUGCCAGACCAAAAGAAAAGUAAAAAGAGCGGCGGCGCCAAAAAGCAAGCCGACUCUGUCAUCACCGAUCCUCGUUUCGCCAAUAUUCAAACAGAUCCUCGUUAUCGUCUACCCAGUAAACGGCAGACACAUGUGAAACUCGACAAGCGUUUCGCGCACAUGCUGCACGACAAAGACUUCUCUCGGAAUGCCGCAGUCGACCGAUACGGACGGAAGCUUGCCCGUGAUGAUACGAAGAAGCAGCUGGAGAGAUUCUAUCGACUUGAGGGGGACGAGGAGGACGAGGAAGACGAGGAACAUAUGAGCGUGGCUGACGACGAUGAGGUUCUUAAAGAACUGAAGAAGGCCGAUAAGGCUAGUGGCACUUACGAUCCUGCACGUGAUGGAGGCUUUUCGUCUUCGUCCUCGGAAGAGGAGAGCUCUGACGAAGAUGAGGACGAGGAUGAUGAAUUUGGUACAGGCGAGGAGCUUGAGUUUCCGGAUAAACAGCAGAGUGGCGUCCCCACAGGUGAUGUGACGGAACGGAUUGCGGUAGUGAAUCUGGACUGGGAUAAUAUACGGGCAGAGGAUUUGAUGGCUGUGUUCUCUAGCUUUGUUCCUACUGGUGGACGGGUACUGAAGGUUUCCGUCUAUCCGAGUGAGUUUGGAAAAGAGCGCAUGGAGAGAGAGGAGACGGAGGGUCCUCCAAGAGAGAUUUUUGCUGCGAAAGACGAUGAUGAGUUCGAAGGGUUCGAAGAUGACGGCUCAGAUGUCGACUCAGAUGAGGAAGAGGAGGAGAUUAAAAAGGCAAUGCUGAAGGAAGACAAGGGCGAGGAGUUCAACUCUACGGAACUACGAAAGUAUCAAUUGGAACGACUACGCUACUUCUAUGCUAUUUUGACUUUCUCGAGCAAGGAUGUGGCGAAGCAUGUCUACGAUUUGGUCGAUGGCGCUGAGUAUCUGUCGAGCGCAAACUUCUUUGAUCUUCGUUUCGUCCCCGACGACACCGACUUUUCCGAUGAUAAGCCUCGUGACGAAUGCAAACGGAUUCCAGAUGGUUAUCAGCCGAAUGAAUUCGUGACCGAUGCGCUCGCCAGUGAUAGCUCCUCUGAGGACGAGGAUGAGGACGGUGGAGUGGAAGUUGUAGAUACUACAAAGGAAGACGGCGGAAGUUCUAAGAAAAUCUCAAAGAAAGAAGACGAGAGACAGCGUAUGCGUGCUCUCUUAGGGCUGGGUACGGAGCCAGCACCUUCCUCUAAGUCAGACGGCCCUGUUGGCGAAAUGGAAGUCACCUUCACCUCGGGUCUGGCCGGCGGCUCCAACAAAGACAGCAUAUUUGAAAAUGAACCCGAGAAAGACGAGACUACGAUCGAGAAAUACAUCCGCAAGGAGCGUGAGAGGAAGAAGCGGAGAAAGGAGAAGUUGAAGGCGGCUAAGAAAGGUGACAGUGAGGCCGAUGAACAGGAUGAUGCGCCUGAACCGGAAGAGAAGUCCCAGGAGGAAGAUCUGGGCUUUAACGACCCAUUCUUUGACGACCCUUCUGGCAAGGAAUCUACUGCAGCUCGCCGCAAAGAGGAAAAACGGAAGAAGCGGGAGGAGCGUGCUGCGGAGGAAGCUGCAGCCGCCGCUAAGCGAGCCGAGCUGGAGUUGUUAAUGAUGGACGAUGAAAACAAGAAUAUCAAGCACUUCGACAUGAAUGAGAUCGAAAAGGCCGAAAAACAAGCCCGUAAAAAGGGCAAGGGCAAAGGAAAAGGCAAGCAGGCGGCACAAGUGGUGGACGACUUCCAGAUGGAUGUCAGCGACCCGCGUUUUUCCCGUUUGUUCGAGAGUCACGAAUUUGCUAUUGAUCCUACCAAUCCUCGCUUCAAGGCGACAUCUGGUAUGAAGCAAUUGCUGGAAGAAGGACGUAAGCGGCGUAGAAACCGGGAUGAUCGUGCGGACGAGGAAGAGGUCAGCCGCAAUGAUCAGAAGAAGACGAAGAAGCAGAAGAAGAGCGAAUCCACAGAAGGUGGAUCAGAGGAUCUGAAAAAGUUGGUGGACAAAGUGAAGCGGAAGACGCAGAAGAGUUGAUUGGUUGUAUGAUUCAGGCGAAGAUCACCAAAUUCUAGGGCAACGGCCAAACUGGAUAUGGAUAGAAUAAGCAGAUAAGCAUAAAUUAAUU